Messenger RNA from Zophobas morio, 3460 nucleotides. RefSeq lists its product as uncharacterized. Lineage: Eukaryota; Metazoa; Arthropoda; Insecta; Coleoptera; Tenebrionidae. Gene Ontology annotation, biological process: proteolysis. The record is from RefSeq and is a predicted model, not a curated record. Gene Ontology annotation, molecular function: serine-type endopeptidase activity. The transcript has 17 exons. The coding region runs from base 656 to 3343 and encodes 895 amino acids.
UCAGUUCGUUGCAUGCUGUUAAGCUUAAUCGCGGCCAUUGAUUCUUGCGUUACGGUUCAAAUUCGAUUCAUAAUAAAAUAACGUUACCUCUGAGUCCUCUGACACAUUGGAUGGUAGUUGAUUACUCUCUGAUCGUUCUCCAGCAACGAGAUUAAAGUAUUUUAGUGUAAUAUAGUACAGAUUUUUUUGUGUAUUGAUAUGUGUGUUUGCGAUUUACUGUGCGGGUUUUCCACACGCGAGUUAGAAACGUGUAGUUUAAAAGUGUGGACAAGGUCAUUGUGCAGGUUUUACUUUUGCAUUCUUCAAUAGGAGUCUGAUUUUUGGGGAUUACAAUCGAUUGAAGAUUGGCUAUUUGCGACAGUGAUUGAUAAUUUCGAUAAAAUUAAGACAGUGUGUUGAAUGAACCGUUAUUUUGCAUUGCCACUGGAAUUUCCACCUCAAACAAAAUUCUCGUAUAAUAUCUUGUGGGAAAACCUAAUAAACAUAUCAGCAAUAAGAAUGACCAUCGUAAAUAAAAUUGUGUAGUCUGUUCGAAGUGUUUGGCUUUUGUUCGGGUUAUCAUUUUAUUAAAGGAAACGUGAUUACUGCAUUAACUUUAUAUAAAUAGUGCAGAAAACUUACUCAAUGUUAAUUGCACAAAUUUUAUGCUUUUAAAAUGUAUGGUGCUUUCCGGUUUUUCAUCAAAAUUAUUGGUUUGUCUAUUUUAGUAAGUGAUUCUAGUUGUACCUACUGGGUUUCCACCAACUAUAGCAGAGUAUCCCGUCAAGCUCGCCCCACAAGCUGUACUCUUCCACCACAUCCAAAAUUUGGUCGAUGGACUAUUUACGAGGUAUCAUCUCAACAAUCCCCGGGAGAAUUGGUACCGUCGCGAACUGUUUUAGAAGUGAGUUGCUAUAAAAAUUAUAAACUCGAUUCAUACGAAACUGUCACCUGCGUUGGUGGACAAUGGAAACCUGAAAUUGGGAAUUGUUUACGCACGUGUCCCACGAUCAACAGUACUUCUAUUAUGACGGUGACUUGCACCCUCAACGAGCAAACGUUAAAAUCUUGUGCUGACGCUUUUGACGGGACAGUCGCGAGGUUUCAGUGUGCGCGCUAUUUCGAGAAUCAGGGCCAGGAAAAAGAUCCGUUUCGCUUAUGCUCGAACGGAAGAUGGGUUGGUAGCUUACCAACUUGUGUUCCACGAUGUGGUCAACCAUUGCUCAGAAAAGAACCCACACUAAUUGUUGGUGCAAAUGAAACACAAAAACGAGAAUAUCCUUGGCAGGUCGCAUUAUAUAAUGCGUUUGAUAAAGAAUUACUUUGCGGUGGAACUUUACUAAAUCAAAGAGUUAUCUUAACAGCGGCACACUGUAUAACAAAUGCCAGUGGCAAGCUGCUACCAAAGGAAGACUACAUGGUUGCCGUCGGUAAAUACUUUCGCCAAUACGAUCAUCCCGAUGACGCUGAAGAUGCACAGUUUUCCUCUGUGCACGAAAUGUAUAUUCCUCGACAGUACAAGGCUCACAUUCAGCAUUAUUUUGGCGAUGUUGGUAUUAUCGUCACGACGAAAAUUUUUGACAUUUCUGCUAGUGUUCAACCUAUAUGUAUCAUGUGGGAGUCAAAGCGCCAUCCGGCGUUGGCAGAUCCCAGCAGACAGAAAUACGCUUACGUCAGCGGCUGGGGUUAUACUACAGAGUACAGAAAUCUUUCCGACGUUCUUAGAUAUAUAAAAGUUCCGCUUAUCACCGACGAUGAUUGUAAUCGGGACUUAACCCAAGAUCUGAUCGAAUAUCUGACUGAUGAUAAGUUGUGUGCAGGCUUUUUAAAUUCUAGUAUAUCUGUAUGUAAAGGUGACAGCGGUGGAGGUCUGGUUGCCAAAUACAACAAACGUUACUAUAUUAUCGGAAUCGUCAGUAUUUCACCACAAGGAGAGUCGGCAAAUGGUGGCUGUAACAGUCAAACAUACACUCUCUACACCAGAUUUUCAUACUACAUUGAAAGCUUCAUCCUGGAAAAGGAAGCUCGAUUUAGGCCUCGUCUGGAUUGUCGCGAUCCUCUUAAUUGUGACGAUGAUAUCCAACCAGAUACGCCAUCUCCACCAACAGAAUCAACAACCGAACCUGUCGCAGAACCAUCUGGGAGACGCUGCACUUUACCCAAUCAUCCCGAAUCUGGAAAGUGGAGUACUCUUGGAACAAAUGCUUAUAAACCUGGAGCGUCAGUACCAUCGGCAACCAUUUUAAAACUUGAAUGUAACCAACAUUUUAAGGCGGACGGUCAAAAUUUAAUAUUUUGUGACAACGAUAAGUGGACACCAAAACCUGGUCGAUGCUUGAAAACUUGUCCAUCGAGAGUAAGUACUCCAACUGUGCAAGUUACAUGCGUCUACAGAGACAAAGAAGUUGAAAAUUGUACUGAACCACUUGAAGGUACUAUUGCUAAAAUUCGGUGUGCUCCGUUUUACGAAGAUUUACAACUGAAGAGAAGACCCGUACAUAUUUGUAACGAUGGUACGUGGGAUCAGCCAUUACCUCAGUGUGAACCCGUUUGUGGCCAAAAAACUAUCGAAGCCACCCCGUUAAUUGUAGGUGGAAAUAAUGUGACUAAAGGGGAUUACCCGUGGCAUGUAGCUUUAUACACCAAAAAUAAUAAGGUGCUUAUAUGUGGUGGAUCACUAAUAAGUCAAAGAAUCGUGGUCACAGCCGCCCAUUGCAUCGCAAAUGAACGCGGAAACGUGCUUGAUAAGGAAAACUAUGUUAUAGCUGUUGGAAAAUACUACAAUGACUUUGACGACCCCCGAGACCGCUACGAAGCACAAUUUUCAGAGUUGGAAGACAUGUUUGUGGCCGAAACUUAUAAAGGCGAAAUUCAGAACUACUUGGGUGAUUUGGCUAUAUUAGUAUCCAAAAAACCCUUUACACUUUCACGAAGAGUUCAGCCUGUGUGCCUUGACGUAGGUCAGAACCAUGUUUUAGCUACAAACGAAAUGGGCUACGUGACUGGAUGGGGUUUCACUCUUGCAAAUUCAACUAUUUCAGAGGUUUUGAAAGAAUUGAAAGUUCCUUCGGUUUCUACAUCAGAAUGUCUAAAGAAUUUCCCAGAAGACUUCGAAGCUUAUGUAACAUUUGACAAAAUGUGUGCCGGACAUUUUGAAAAGGGAGAGUCAAUAUGCAGAGGUGAUACUGGUGGAGGGUUAGUAUUUAAACAUGAAGGUAGAUAUUAUCUUACUGGAGUCGCUAGUUUAAGUCCUAUUUCACCCACUGUGGCAGGAGGCUGUGAUACUCAAACCUAUGCUCUUUACACUAAAGUUUCGACUUAUAUGAAUUUUAUUUUGGCAAAUUUAGCCAAGUACAAACGCUGAGUUCUACUUCUUACUUUAAUAAAGAUCUGAAAACUCUCAUAUCAGGCAUACGUUUGAUAAUAAUUUAAAAAUUAAUAUUUCAUAAGACUGUACUAGACGUCAUUUGCAAUUUUUUAA